UCCCGCCCUGGGCAUCAUGAGUUACUUCCUGUCUUACUGCAAAGCUCACAGCGGUGCUCUGCUCACCGGCUACCAGGCCCUGCGUGCUGAGGGCUUCUUAUGCGACGUGACACUGGAGGCUGAGGGCAGCGAGUUCCCGGCGCACAAGUCGCUCCUGGCGUGCUCCAGUGACUACUUCAGAGCCCUGUUCAAGAGUCACACGCAGGAAUCCCGGGCGCGCGUGAUCCACCUGCACGUGCCGUCGGCGGCCGGCCUGCAGCGCCUGUUGGACUUCAUCUACACUGCCUGGCUGCCGCUCUCCAUGGACACCGUGGAGGACACUCUGGAGGCUGCUAGCUAUCUGCAGGUCACCGACGCCCUGGGUUUGUGCGGCUGCUACCUGGAGCGCCAACUGGCCCUAGAAAAUUGCUGUUUCACCGCUAACGUGGCAGCACGCUUCGGCCUGGCGCACACGCUGGGCGUGGCCGAGCGCUGCGUGGUGCGCCACCUUCGCGAUCUGCUGUGGGUGGGUGCAGGCCCCGCGGGGCUACUGGAACUCAAUCCGAUGUCCCUGAGGGCCGUGUUGGGGGCCCCCGACGUGGCGCACGUGCCCGAGGCCCAGCUGCUGGGCCUGGCGCUGGCCUGGCUGCGGCAGGAGCCCACAGCUGAACGCCAGGAGCACAGCUCAGCGCUGCUAGAAUGUAUCCGCUUCGGCCUGGUGCCUGCCGACGUGCUGCGGCGCGUGUAUUCCGGCUCUGGCUUUACACUGCCCCUCCGGGUCAAGGGCCUCAUCAUCCAAGCCCUCAACUACCACACGGCACCCUCCCGUCAACCGCUGUUGCAGGGGGUACAAACCAGCAUCCGGAGUCCCCAGACCCGCAUCUUGUUGGUUGGGGGACGCAGAGCCCAGGAAGCCCUGACUGAAGAGGUCGUGGCUCCUCAAGUGGCAGCCAGGGACAGGGGCGCCAUGGCUGAGCCGGAGGAGGAGGAGGAAGAGGAGGAAGAAAUAGAAGCGGAGGAAGAAAAGGAGUGGGAGCUCACCCAGGAUGUGGUAGCCUUCGACGUAUACAAUCACCGCUGGCACAGCCUUACACAGCUGCCAGCGCCGCUGUUGGGACACAGCGUGUGUACUAUGGGCAACUUCUUGUUUGUGCUGGGCGGGGAGACCCCUUCGGGGAGUGCCUCCACUCCCCUGGCUGACGAGCCGCGGCUGGUGACGGCUCAAGUGCACCGCUAUGACCCUCGCUUCCAAGCUUGGACAGCGGUGCCUGCCAUGAGAGAAGCGCGAGCCUACUUCUGGUGCGGCGUGGUAGGCGAGACUCUCCUAGCCGUAGGGGGCCUGGGCACCAGCGGCGAGGCGCUGGCCUCGGUGGAAAUGUACGACCUGCGCAGGGACCGCUGGACAGCAGCCACGGAGCUGCCGAGGGCCUUGCAUGGCCACGCUGGGGCCGUCGGGGACCGCGGCGUCGUGUACAUCUCUGGGGGCAAGGCCGGGAGAGGUGAGGGUGGAGCGAGCAGCCUCCGUGACUUGUAUGCUCUAGGCCCUGGGGAGCAGGAGUGGAGCAAGAGGGCACCUAUGAGCAUCGCCCGCUUUGGGCACCACCUAGCAGUGCUGCGGGGUGCCGUGUUUGCCUUUCUGGGAAGAUAUGAGCCUUUCUCUGAGAUUGAGCGCUACGACCCUGGCACAGACCAGUGGACUCGGUUGCGGCCACUACCCUAUGACCGCUUCUGUUAUGGGCUGGCCGUGGUGGAGGAGACUGUGCUGCUGUUGGGUGGCCUCAAGUGGCGGGACUCACGUCAGGUACCCACCCGUAACGUGGUGGGCUACGACCUCGACCUAGACCGCUGGGAGGACAUCAGCUGUGCUCUGCCCUGGGCCUGGGAUGGUCUGCAGUGCGCGGUGCUGCAGCUGGCUGAGCGUGAGGAUGAGGAGAGGGGGGAAGAGCCUGUCAAGGUGUUGGAUUUGGUUUUAGGUUGAAUGGCCAGUCCAGUUUCUGGACAGAGGAGGAAGUUCUGCCUGACUAGGCUUAGAGAGCAACAGAUGGGCUUUUUUAAACUGUGGGAUUCUGGUAGCAGAAGGACAUCAGGAGGCUCAGGAGGCAAAUGAGGUCUUGGCCAAAGACAAACAGUUCCUCUUGAGCUGAGAAUGGAGACAGGAGAGGUCAAAUAGAAAGAUUUAUGAGUCAGCUUCAGCAAGCUAGUGAGUUUUAGAGACGCACGCUGGGCUAGACGCUCACCUUUCGGAAAUAAAUAUGACCUUAUUUCCCCUCUUAAGAAAUGCUUCCCUAGGUGCCAAUUAAUGAUUACUUUUACGCACCCCCAGAAAGGCCAAAAACGGCAAAAGACUUCAUCAAACCUCACAAAAUUACCGUUUAUAGUCUGUGUAACAAAGAGUACUAGAAGAUGGCGUUGUCCAAAUAGAGAAGGGCAAAGUAUCUUGGUUAAAUAGCAUGAAGUAUUUGUAAGAACAGUAAAUUUAUGGUUCAGAGACAUAGCUACAGUAAUAUGGCACUAUAGAAAAAACAUUCCUAAAAAAAGCACUUUCUUGGAGAACGUAUCCUGGGUUACAUUGUGUCCCUGGCCCCCCUCCUCAUCUGCUUUUGUGCUGGCUUUAGGCAACUCUGGUUUAAAGUCAUAUUUCAGUAGCCACAAUAGGCUAUAUAUAUAUUUUUUUUAAAAAUAGCUUAUUUUUGGUGGUGCCCCCCUGCCACUUCCCCAAAAGAAUCACAGAGAAAGGAGAGAAGAGGUGAAGUUUCAGGUUUGUGACAGGUAUGUGAGAAACAAGCUUGCCUUUUCAAGGUCUCAGAGAGGAUACUUGUAACGUCUGAACAGGUGCUGCUUCUGGCAAUGUUAGAACUCAUAACUGGAGUGAUGGUAUUGUGAUUACAUCACAAAGAAAUGUGGUAAGGACUUUGCGUGAAUAAAGUAGGUGCUUUAUAAGGAUUCAUUAAGAGCUGAAUUUAUUUGACUUCGGUUUACAGUGCUGCCUCUCUCCUAGAUUUGAAACUAAUGAACUAAAUUGUACAGAUAUAUAGUGGUAAAAGUUCUCUUCCAUGCUGGGCUAGCCACAAGUCUUGUAAAACUCAUUAGUUUUAAUUUUUACCAUUUAAAACAACAAAGCUGACUUUACAAAAGUAGAAGCUGCUUAGUAGCAACACAGCUAGUCUUCCCAUCAAAUGCCUGCUGUCCACAGGCCACAACCUGGCCACUAUAUACAUGACACACCCAUCAGGUACAAAUAUUUUUAAGUGAACAUACACAUUUGGUCUAGUAAACAUCAAUAAGUCUAAACACCUGUAAUGAGCACACUUCAAUUUAGGACAAGAGGUUUUUGUUUUGUUUUGCUUUACAUAUACAAAAUCCCACAAAUUUAAUGUGCGUUAAUAUCCAUGCAGUAAAUAAAUGUUUUUACAAAUAGUUUUUUUAAAUGAUAAAAAUAUUACACUGGACCCAAAAUUCCAUACAAACAUUAAUACAUGAUUUCUCAUCCAUUUUGACUAAAUAUAGGAUUACUGAAAAUGUGCUGUAGAAAGGCCACUCCUGUACAGUUGUGCAAAGUCUGCAAAACGAUAGUGAUUAAAUGGUGGUUUCAAAAGCAAAGAAAAAGCUCCCCGCUGUGGAGUUUUACUUUCUCCUCUACAGCAAAAAUAUUCACUGGCAUAUAUCUGAACUCUUAAAGAUGUAAGUACAUUCACUGAGCUGUACAGGCAACAGUAUAAAGCUGAUUAGAAGAUUUUAGGAUAUAGAAUAGGAAAGGAGGGGCCCUUCCUCCUUCUAAAAAAACAGCGAAUUGUGACUUGUACAUUAUGCAGCCAGACACUAAAAAGCAGCACAGUCAUUUUCAUGCUGUGAUCACUUUCAAAAUACGAGAUGCUUGUAAAUGGAAAUAUAUGAAGAGGACGUUUCAGAGACUUCAUCCACUCUAUAGAACAAUUUAUGAUGCUAGGAAAAUCUUCUAAAUGGUUUCUCUCAUAUAAUUCAAUGUGACAUCUGAGUGACCACUGCCCUUGUGCUCUUUAGAAGUACAUUGUUGUUUACAAUAUUGUUUUCCAUAACACACGUUUGCCUGUAACUAAAUGUAUUGUACUUCCCUGCCUGACGUAUAGUUAUGAAAGUUUAGCAGACCAGGGAAAAAAUUGGAAACAGCCUGGAAAGUUGAUUCAGUUCAGUUUAUACCUUGUUGUCUUUUAAGAGUUAAGAGUUCAAAAACAUGAGUUUGGGCUGGAAUUUUAUAUAUAUAUAUAUGACUGUUAGCUGCCUUUCUGGGUGAGUGAGUUAAAUCUGUUUUAAAAAAAUCCAUUCUUAAAUUCUUCUGUACACAAUCAGCAUUUCAUCACUACAAAAAUAAAGGAAGAUUUAAACCAAGAAAAUAAAGCAGCUCUAUCUUCAAUUUGGUCUUAGUUACAAAAACAUCUUACAAACUUUGCCCUGAUACACCAUUAAGUGUUCUCAAAGAUUUGGAAUAAUAUUUCCAUUAACCAGCUUUCACAAGUUAAUAGACUAUUAAGACGAAUAUUAGAUACCUGAACUUUUCUUAUGUUGAUGCUCUUCUAUUUUGCUUAACUCUUAUAUGCGUACCUACAUUUCACAAAAAUAAAACUGCAGCAUUAAAUUUUGUGCAAUGUUUAAGAAAAUUCUUAGAACAUUUUAAUAAAUAUAAAAAAGGUUUAAAUUCUUUCCCUCCCAUAAGGAUGUCUGCACCUGAAAAAUGUGAUUUACUUUUGAAGUCUUCUUUAUAUAAAAUUAAAGGGAGAAAAGAUGACCAUAGAUAGAAAACUGCCUUUUUGUGGUUUUACUACUUGAAGACCACCUGUAUUCAGAAUUGUUUGUAAAAGUUAAUUUUAAAUCAUUAAAGAUAGUUGAUUUGAACAUGGUAAACAUAAGCUGAGCACUAACUGCAUAUAAAAUAUACAAAUGCUCAUUAAAGAGAGUGGUUUUAUGAUCACAAAUGGUUUGUUUCAUAUAGUUUGGUAACAUCAAAGUAUGCCUUUUCAAGUGUCCCACACAUUCAUAUAAAAACUACCUUAAAUAUUUGUUCAGAGUACCAGCAGGUAUUAAUAGCCUGUACGCAGAAGCCACU
This is a messenger RNA of Chinchilla lanigera (long-tailed chinchilla), 5059 nucleotides long. RefSeq names its product kelch-like family member 34 (gene Klhl34). Gene Ontology annotation, molecular function: protein binding. The transcript has a single exon. NCBI's taxonomy places the organism in Eukaryota, Metazoa, Chordata, Mammalia, Rodentia, Chinchillidae. The record is from RefSeq and is a predicted model, not a curated record. The coding region runs from base 17 to 1957 and encodes 646 amino acids.